Messenger RNA from Racocetra persica, 459 nucleotides. NCBI's taxonomy places the organism in Eukaryota, Fungi, Glomeromycota, Glomeromycetes, Diversisporales, Gigasporaceae. The record is from the annotation of a GenBank genome assembly.
AUACCAGAUAAUAUUAUUAUCUCUAAAGAAAUCCCUAUAGAUACAGACAAAGAAUUAGGUAAAAUCUCUGAUGAUACUAAUGAUGAUAUCAAAUUAUCUACCUGUAAUACCUGUACAAAAAGAAAACAUACAUAUGUUGAUAUAGAAACACAGACAGAUACAAUUACAUAUACCGAAACAAUGGUACAGACGACCAAUGAAUAUUCAAUUUUUGAUUGCGUUGAUAUAGAAGCACAAACAGAUAAUGUUGAGACAAUGGUACAAAUGAUCAACCAACCUUUGUUUUUUGAUUUAGAAAAAUAUCACGAUAUGUUAAAAGAUAUUAUCAACAAAAAUAUAAAAAGCGAAACGGGUGAAUUCAUACAGGAAUAUAAAAAUGAUUUACGAAAAUUAGAUUGUGCAUUUUUCAAAUUAAAGCCUAAACAUAUCUUCUUUUCCCCUUUUGAAAAACUUAAAUGA